CCAUGUUAUGGACGUGGCUGCUCCUCGCGGGGCUUGCGGCGGCGGCGGGACUACCGUCGUCGCAGCUGACGUCCUUCCCAAACCUCCCCUCCAACAUAUUUUUCUUCGACGACUCGACAGACGCGGUAUUCGUGGAUUCGGUUGAUGGCACUGUCUUCGUCUCCAGUGAUGAGGGGAAGACUUGGGCCGAUGCAGGCAUCGAGGGCGUGCAGACCGUCGUCGAGCACCCCUUUGACCGCAACUACGCCUUCGCUAUCGGCAGGGGGACGACGCACUACCGGACGGCCGACCGCGGGCGCAGCUGGCAGCGCUUCUCCUCCCCCGCGGCGCCCGCGCUCAUCUCGAAGCCCCUCGCCUUCCACGUCGAUCAGCCGGGGCAUGUUCUCUUCCAGGUCACGCACUGCGAGCCGCGCAAGAUCGGCUGGGGCGUGGUGUGCCGGGACGAGACGUACUACACGACGGACGCGUUCUCGACGGAGAUGCGCUUCAUGCGCGCGGACACGUCCCGCUGCGCGUUCGCGCACUCGACGAAGGAGUUCAAGCACGAUGCGCAUCGCGAUCUCGUGUUCUGCGUGGCCUUUGACGCGGACGCGGUCGCGGGGGCGCACGCCAUCGAGAGCAGUAGAUUGUUCGCGAGCACGGAUUUCUUCGAGAACGACGUGCGGAUCGAAGAUCUUGGGAUCGGAAAGGCCGCCAAGGGCGUCCUCGCUCUCGCUAUCGUGUCCAAGUUCGCUGUGGUCGCACUUCGCGACAUCACCCAUGCAGACACGCGCCUCUACGUCUCGACCGAUGCGCAGAACUGGGCUCAUGCAGAGUUCCCCCAAUCUUCAUCCGCGCUGCUCAAGGAGAACGCGUAUACCAUCGUCGAAAGUACCCUCCACUCCCUGGCGGUUGAUGUCGUUCGCGGCGACAAUGACGGCGCGACUGGCACACUCUUCGUGAGCAACUCGAACGGGACGUACUUUGUGGAGAGCCUUGCGGAUACGAACAGGAACUCGGCGGGUUAUGUCGAUUAUGAACAUAUUUACGGCGUAGACGGUGUCGGCCUUGCCAAUGUCGUGGCGAACGCAGACCAAGCUGGUACCCCGGGUGUCACCAAGCGAUUGCGCACCAUGAUCACUUUCGACGACGGCAGACGAUGGUCCCCUAUCCGCGCACCCGAGGGCAGCAACUGCGAUACGAGGGACAUCGAGAACUGCGCUCUCCACCUCCACUCCGUGACCACCCCCCACAACUUCGGGCGCGUCUUCUCGAGCCCCGCCCCCGGCUACGUUAUGGCCGUCGGCUCCGUAGGACCCGCCCUCGCCCCCUACGAGGACUCCGACACUUACUUGUCCUCCGACGCCGGCCUCACCUGGACCCGCAUCGCCGAGGGCGCGCACAAGUACGAGUUCGGGGACGCGGGGUCGCUGCUGGUGCUGAUCGACGACGAAGAGGCGACGAGCGAGGUGAAGUGGUCGGGGGACGGGGGAAGAACGUGGGAAACGUAUGAUUUUGGGCAGCGGUUGAGGGCGAGGGCGCUGGUGACGGUGCCGGAUAGUACGAGUCGGAAGUUCUUGGUGUUGGGCCAAGUCGCACGCAGGGAUCAGAGCGACAAGAAGGUGGGGCCCUACGUAGUGCAAUGGUUGGACUUCGCGGACACGCGCGACCGCAAGUGCGGUGACAACGACUUCGAGAAGUGGUAUGCGCGCUCCGGAGAGACUGAGUGCUUGCUAGGACACAAGCAAUGGUACCGCCGCAGAAAGCCUAACGCGGAUUGCUAUGUUGGCGAGAAAUUCAACGAGCCCGUGGAGCACGACGAGCCAUGCGAGUGCGGAGAGAGCGACUACGAGUGUGACUACAACUUCGUCCGCCAAGGCGCCGACUGUGUACCUGUGGGACCAGAGCCCGUACCAGCAGGAACAUGCACGACUGGCAGGCCGGACGAGACAUACCGGGGCUCCAGUGGAUACCGCAAGAUCCCUGGCGACAUCUGCGAGGGCGGUAUAGCGAAGGACGCACCUGUGGAGAAGCAGUGCAGUCAGGCGGAGCCGGCUGAGGGUGCAGUGGUUCAUCAAACAUUUGAGUUCCCGGCCGUGGUGGCGCAGCAUGCGUACUUCAAGGACUCCCCGACUAUCCUUGUACGCCUCACGGACCAUACAAUAUGGCAAAGCGCGAACGAAGGGUACACAUGGACGCAGCUUUUCCCCGAAGAGCGAUUUCUCGGUUUCUACCAUCACAAGUACACCGGAGACCGCGCGUACCUCGUCACUCCAAACGCGCGCUUCUACUACACGACAGAUGCUGGGCGCAACUGGUACCCGCAAGAGGCCCCCAACCCGCCGAAUACGUUCCGCGCACAAGUGCUGCGCUUCCAUCCGACGUCGGACUACUUGAUUUGGGUGGGCAACAAGGACUGCGAGGGCCAGGGCGAGAAGUGCCGGGCUGUUGCGUCGUAUUCCCGAGACAACGGUCGAAGAUGGACGACUAUCGACGAGUACGUGCAGAAUUGUGCAUGGGCGCGCGAUGCGCGAUUGGCAGCGGACCCCAAUGAGAUCCUUUGCGAGAGCUUCCGGGAUAAGAAGGGCAGCCAACGGAUGUUUGGCGGAGAGAACCCACUGGAGUUGGUCGUUGGUGGUAAUUAUUACACUAAGAAACGCCGCAUGUUUGAGCACGUCGUUGGCUUUGCGAAGUUCAGCGAAUACCUCGUCGUCGCUGCCAUGGAUCCCAAGUCGCGCUCCUUGCAGCUGCAAGUGUCGCUUGACGGCGCGAACUUCGCCGAGGGUCGCUUCCCGCCGAGCAUGCAUCCGGAGACGCAUGCCUACACCGUCCUCGAGUCAUCCACUAACUCGCUGUUUCUGCAUAUGACAAUGUCCGAGCCACCCAGUCCAUACUGGGGCAACAUCCUGAAGAGCAACUCGAACGGAACAUACUUCGGUGUCAGCGCAGAGCAUGUUAACCGCGAUGAGAGGGGUUAUGUGGACUUCGAGAAGAUGAUCGGACUGGACGGCAUUGCGCUCAUCAACAUUGUCGGCAACGCGGACGAGGCGGUCUUGACAGGUCACAAAGCGCUGCAGUCGCGCAUCACUCAUAACGACGGUGGAACAUGGAAGCCUCUCAACCCACCACCUGUUGACUCUUUCGGCAACAAGUACGAGUGCCAGAGUACAAACUGCGCGUUGCACAUCCACGGGUACACCGAGCGUCUCGACCCGCGUGCGACAUACUCCUCGCCAUCCAUCGUCGGAUUGCUCAUGGCUGUUGGCAACGUCGGCGAGCAUCUGCUGCCGUACACGGAGUCGGACACCUUCCUCAGCCGCGAUGCGGGCUUCACCUGGGAGGAGGUGCACAAGGACGCCCACCUCUGGGAAUUCGGCGACUCCGGCAGCGUCCUUGUCAUGGCGAACGACGAGGAGCCGACAGAUCAUGUCCUGUUCUCCACUAACGAGGGCAAGUCCUGGCGCGAGUACAAGUUUGUCGAAGGCGGGAAGCUGCGCGUGCGGCAGAUCGUCACCGUACCGAGCGAUACGAGCCGGCGGUUCAUCCUCAUCGCCCAUGGCCCGCGCGAGACGAACAGCUACGCUAUUCAUCUGGACUUUUCGGCGCUGACAAAGAAGCAAUGCGUACUGAGCAUCGAGGAUCCUGGCCACGACGACUUUGAGCUCUGGAGCCCCAGCGAGGAGCGCACGGAGCGAUGCCUCUUCGGCCGUCAAACCCUGUACCACCGACGCGUGCGCGACACGAACUGCGUCGUGGGCAAGCAACCCAAGGCGGAGGAGCGUGUCCAAAAGAAUUGUUUGUGCACUGCUAGCGACUUCGAGUGUGAGUUCAACUACAUGCGCAACGACGCAGGCGAGUGUGUCCUGGUCCCUGGCACGCAGCCGCUGCCGGAUGAUGAUAGCGUUUGCCGUGCUGGCGACGAGUAUUGGUACGAACGCACGGCCUAUCGCAAGAUCCCUUACAGCUCCUGUGAAGGCGGCGAGCGGCCAGACCGUGGGCUCAGGCAUAUAUGCCCUGGCUUCCGCGCUCACGGAGCGUUGUUCUGGAUGUCGAUCAUCGUCCUCCCAUUCGCCUUCACCGCACUGAUUGCGUACUGGUUCUACAAGCGCAGCGGGAUGAUGAGAGGAACCAUUCGCUUACCGGGCGACGGACGUGGGCUGAGUGCGCCGUCGUUCGGGAACGACUCAUCAGUGCUCGACACCCUGGCCAGCGUACCAUGGUUCAUCAUCGGCAUAACCGGCAUCGCGUACGAAUGGGCUGCCAGCCGCGUGGAGGGCUUCUUCGACGGCUACCGGUCAAGAAGAGGAUACAGAAAUGUGCCGAUCGAUGAAGACGCACAGAUAUUGAGAUUUGAGGACGAGGACUAGAGCUAUGUGAGGCUCAGUGUGGGAGCCAUGUGCGGCAAGGUCUGAGAGCCAGGAGAGGCUUGCAAGUAGGAUUGGUGGGUGACAUAUGUACCAUCGCAUUGUGACUGCUAUAAAAACAACUCGAUUGACUGCUUCAUGCUAACGCUAUCGCUGUAUUUAUCCCCUUCGUAGGAUAUGGAUUAGGGCAGUCCUGUAAUCGCUAGGUGUAUCGAGUUGCACCUGCAUCGCUUUCACGAAUUCUUGUUG
Schizophyllum commune H4-8 is the source of this 4592-nucleotide messenger RNA. Its product is annotated as Oligoxyloglucan reducing end-specific cellobiohydrolase. The transcript is spliced from 22 exons. Lineage: Eukaryota; Fungi; Basidiomycota; Agaricomycetes; Agaricales; Schizophyllaceae. The annotation marks the transcript as partial. Gene Ontology annotation, biological process: protein targeting to vacuole; Golgi to endosome transport; Golgi to vacuole transport. Gene Ontology annotation, cellular component: membrane; Golgi apparatus. Gene Ontology annotation, molecular function: protein binding. The record is from RefSeq and is a predicted model, not a curated record.